AGUGGUGAUACCCAAGCAAAAUAUUAUUGUUGUACUUAGGUAUUUAUUUCCAAGGUUGUUUUCUCCGGCCGUUGCUUUGCACGGAGCGGACCCCACACACGGAAGCGGAUAUCAACGGAUAUCAACGGCUAUCAAUCUGCCAUCUGUGAUAUUAUCAACUUUGUAUCACUUAUCCGCUUCUCAUAUGCAGAUUACUGAUUAUGGAAGCCCCUACUCCAACCAAGACCAGGCAGCGAGCAUACAAAGCGUGCGUCCCAUGUCGCCAACGGAAAGCAAAAUGCGACCUGGGUAGCGGAGCCGACGGCAAACCGUCUGGGCCGCCUUGUGCAAAGUGCCGCAGAGAGCAGAGGCAAUGCGUAUUCCCUAAGAAGAGAGCCUGGGAGAGACGGAGGACGUCUCAAACGGAUCAGCUGCUUCCCGCACAUGAAGGGACCUCCAGGAGUCCGGGUUUGGGGAGGAACAGUAUUGCAGCAUCGGAAUUCUCAUCACCAUCCGCUAAUCCUCGACUUAAUAGCCGCAACGAUACUGAGGAGCAGUGGUCCCCCGACGAGGCUAGAAGCGGCCGUGCGCAACCAGCCCAUCAUCACGAGAAUUAUCAAGCAGAGAGCCGAUCAGUCUCGAUGACUUUGGACAGCUCGAUGGUGCGUACCGUUGUUUCCAGUGGUAAUGAUGCGCUCAACAUUCUCUUCGAGGCAGCUACUGCUCACGAAAAUGGGACAAACCCAGCCGGCGAUGUUGACAAUGUUCCCCGCCGGGAACAGAAUGGGCGCACGACUGCCCAUGAAGGGACUCAACCUCGUCUCUCGAUGGCCAUGACUAAUGAACCAGAGAGACUUUCAAAUGCGGGGAAGGAGGUCCUUCGGAUUUGGGAGGCAUGUCGGUUCGUAAGAAUGGGAUGGUUCACUGCUAGAGAAGCUGUCACAUAUAUUGACCUAUUCUUCAAAAACAUGUCACCAUUGUCCCCUAUCCUGUGUGGUUUCUACAGUGAUCACAAUAAUCACCAGCUGCUUCUCAAAGAUGAGCCCAUACUCUGUUGCACUAUCUUAAUGAUAUCCUCACGAUAUCACGUUCUACCAGGCAGCGGCGGAGCUUCAAGGAGUUUCUUCAUCCAUCACCGUCUAUGGCAGCAUUGCGAACAGCUGAUUAUGAGGUUAAUAUUGGGGCAGGAAAAGUCAUCAAAACGGAACACGCGGACUGUUGGCACUAUAGAGGCGCUUCUGCUGAUGUCAGAGUGGCAUCCUCGCUCUCUCCAUUUCCCACCCGACAGUGAUGGGUGGGAUUCUGACUUAGUCCUUACGCUUGAGGAGCCAUCUUAUAGCAUGUCAAGAGAUCAGAUUUCAUCCUCAAGCAGAUGGAUUGAAGACGUCAUAGCGCCUGCGACAAGGUCUGACAGGAUGUCUUGGAUGUUACUUGGCUGUGCAUUGUCACUUGCCUAUGAACUUGGAAUCUUCGAGUCAGACGCUGAAAAGUCGGCGAGCGCUACGAAUAAUGACGGUAUGCCAGGCUCAUCUGGGCAAUAUGGCUAUCGACAGAAACGCGUUCAGCGCUUGCUCUACAUCUAUAUUAAUCAACAUGCUUCUCGAAUAGGUUGCAGAUCUCUAAUGCCUCAAAGCUUGAACCGUACUGUUAUCAGCCGUCUCUGGAUGCGGGCACCCGAUGAGUCGGCUGAUGAGUGGUCGGCAUUCAUGGUAUCAUGGAUGGAUCUAACAAAACUUAUGGGGUCUAUCAACGACAUGUUCUUCCCGUCUACGUCGUUAGCCACUAAUCAGCUACAGAGUGGACGGUAUAUAGGUCUGUUAGACCACUUUCGUCAGUUACUCCAGCGGUGGCGUGAAACCCAUCUUAGUCCAAGAGAUCUAGGAAAACGUUCUUUUGAUUUAUUAUUCAUCGAAUACCAUUUCGUCCGGGUGUAUAUGAAUUCUAUUGGAAUGCAGGCGGUAGUGGAACGUCUUCUGGUAGACGGAUAUGGGUCGACUGGUCAUCUCAUGGCGAAUAUUCGCGCGAUGAGUAUAGACCCGGUUGACUACGAAUUCAUCCAGGAAGUAAUCGACGGAUGCUGUUCCAUACUUCAGAAAGUAACAGAACUCGCAAAUGACAAGGCUCUCCAGUUCGCCCCCGUCAGGAUAUUUCUUCGUGUAACAAGCUCGUCUAUCUUUCUGCUUAAAGCUCUCAGCUUAGGAGUACGCAACGCGAAACUCCAAGAAUCUCUCGACAUCCUUGACGAAAGCAUCCGGGCGCUGAGACUGAAUACACUGGACGACAUACACUUGGCAGCGCGUUAUGCAACACUUCUUGAGGUGCAUGUUUCGCGGCUGCGACGCCAUUUCGCCGCAUCAUCUAAGACGACUGGGACAAGCUGCGACAUUACGAGGCCAUCAUCUUCGCUGCCUCAAGAACAGGCAUUAAGUACAGAAGCAUCCAAUGACCCCAUGGAAGAGGAGACGUUCGAUGCGGACUUUGUCCCCUCGUUGACCGAUAUGCCGCCGGAUGACUGGCUCUUCCUCCCUUUCGAUCCCUCUAUGGCACCAUUCGGUACGGCAGGCGGUCAGUCUUUAGGAAUGGAAGACGGUGCGCUCGACUUCAUUUGGAAUCUACCACAGUGAAUUCUAUCUCUUUCUUUCCUUUUUUUUUUUU
Paecilomyces variotii is the source of this 2634-nucleotide messenger RNA. RefSeq names its product C6 transcription factor. The record is from RefSeq and is a predicted model, not a curated record. Bases 201 to 2603 code for a protein of 800 amino acids. Lineage: Eukaryota; Fungi; Ascomycota; Eurotiomycetes; Eurotiales; Thermoascaceae. Gene Ontology annotation, cellular component: nucleus. The transcript has 4 exons. Gene Ontology annotation, biological process: positive regulation of transcription by RNA polymerase II; aromatic amino acid catabolic process. Gene Ontology annotation, molecular function: zinc ion binding; DNA-binding transcription factor activity, RNA polymerase II-specific.